This is a messenger RNA of Manis javanica (Malayan pangolin), 6739 nucleotides long. It is a transcript of the gene STAG3, whose product is annotated as STAG3 cohesin complex component. Gene Ontology annotation, biological process: establishment of meiotic sister chromatid cohesion; sister chromatid cohesion. Lineage: Eukaryota; Metazoa; Chordata; Mammalia; Pholidota; Manidae. Gene Ontology annotation, molecular function: chromatin binding. The record is from RefSeq and is a predicted model, not a curated record. Gene Ontology annotation, cellular component: nucleus; meiotic cohesin complex; chromatin.
GCGACAAUUACCAGCCCUGAGACUAGUCCUUAAACUCGCGCCUGCGCACGGCCGCCUCACUUCUUCCCGCGUUUUUCUGGAUUCUUCCGCCACCGGAAGGGAAGCGGCGGGCGUCUGUGCUGGAGGUGGUGUGACUGCAGAAACCUGUGGGUCCCGAGGCCGCGACCUUUCCUCAACCCUGCUCGGCCACAAGUCCCCGUUCCGGGUUCAGACAGUGAGGCUCCUCUUUGACCCAAGAAUACGACGCGCCUCCUUCCGGGAGUUCCCGGCCCUGAGAGGGACGCAGGCCUCAGUGGCCUGCUCCACCGAGGCCAAGAAACCCGGCCCCAGAGCCGAUCUAACGAGCGUUUUAGAAGGCUUCACAGCACACUUACCGCAGGGUCAGAGAAACCAGGCUCAGGAAGAGGAGAGAACGCCAGCUUUUCUCACUCCAACAGCAUUACCGGCCCUGUUCUAAUGGCACCUCUCAGCCAUUCCAUGUGGAAUCAGGGUCCAACUUUCUAGGAGUGAAAGCCUGGGUGCUUUGGAGUUUUGCUUGUUCAUUUUUUUCUGUUUGAGCUGGUUCCCUUGCACCAGGCAAUUGACGUUUCCGAAGCCUCGGGAGCGGGAUCUGUUUAGGGGCCCUGGUGUGUGCCUUGCUCUGUGCUUGGGGAGCAACUCCAAACCCAUUGUGGGUGUCUGGGUGGUAGGUCUUUAAUCCCCUGAUGCCUUAGGUCAAAAGUUUUUCAUGCCCACCCGGAAUUCCAGAGCAGUUCGCUUGGAAGGAAGGGGGAUGGUCAUGGCUGGGGAUGGAGAAGUGGUGGGGCAGGAGCCUUUGCCUCUCUUGUCUUCCCCUAGCUGGACCACUAUGCUUACCCUCCGGUCCUCCUCCCGGCUGCAUAGCUCCUCGUCCCCAAGCAGCGUGUCCUCCCCACUGCAGAGAGAAAUAGGAGGUGGGCAGAGGGGCUUGUCUGCAUCUUCUAGUUCAUCUGUCAAUGUGCCCUGUGACGACAGGAACUCGGACCAGGCUUCAGAGGGGAAUAGUGAUUCUUUGUCAGCCGAUGAAGGCAGUGACUUUGAAGACAGCUUGAGACGCAAUGUGAAGAAGAGAGCUGCAAAACGACCACUCAAAACAACCCCAGUGGCAAAACAGCCAAAAAAGGGGUCCCAAAUGGUACGUGGGCAUAGCCAGAAAGAGUCCAAGCCACCAGCCAGUUAUCUCUUUGAUGCUGUGAAAGCUGCCAAAAGUGACAUGCAGUCUUUGGUGGAUGAGUGGCUGGAUAGCUACAAGCAAGACCAGGAUGCAGGAUUCCUGGAGCUCAUUAACUUUUUCAUCCAAUCUUGUGGAUGUAAAGGCACUGUGACCCGCGAGAUGUUCAAGAAGAUGUCCAACUCUGAGAUCAUCCAGCACCUAACAGAACAGUUUAAUGAGGACUCAGGAGACUAUCCCUUGACAGCUCCAGGUCCUUCCUGGAAGAAGUUCCAGAGCAGCUUCUGUGAGUUUGUGAAGACAUUGGUCUAUCAGUGCCAGUACAGCCUCCUCUAUGAUGGCUUCCCUAUGGACAAGCUCAUCUCCCUGCUCACUGGCCUUUCAGACUCCCAAGUCCGUGCCUUCCGUCACACUAGCACACUGGCCGCCAUGAAGCUAAUGACCUCCCUGGUAAGAGUUGCCCUCCAACUGAGUCUGCACAAAGACAACAAUCAGCGUCAGUAUGAGGCUGAACGAAACAAGGGGCCAGGACAGAGAGCACCUGAGCGGUUGGAGAGCCUGUUGGAGAAACGCAAGGAGCUCCAAGAGCAUCAAGAGGAGAUUGAGGGAAUGAUGAAUGCCCUCUUCAGGGGUGUCUUUGUACAUCGGUAUAGGGAUGUCCUUCCUGAGAUCCGUGCUAUCUGCAUUGAGGAGAUUGGGUCUUGGAUGCAAAGCUACAGUACCUCUUUCCUUACUGACAGUUAUUUAAAAUAUAUUGGCUGGACCCUGCAUGAUAAGCAUCGGGAGGUCCGUCUGAAGUGCCUGAAGGCUCUGAAAGGGCUGUACAGCAGCCGGGACUUGACCACCCGCCUGGAGCUCUUCACCAGCCGCUUCAAGGACCGGAUGGUUUCCAUGGUCAUGGACCGAGAGUACGAUGUGGCAGUGGAGGCCGUCAGGUUGCUAAUACUUAUCCAUAAGAACAUGGAAGGGGUGCUGACAGAUGCAGACUGUGAGAGCAUCUACCCCGUCGUGUAUGCCUCCAACCGAGCGCUGGCCUCUGCUGCAGGGGAGUUUCUCUACUGGAAGCUCUUCUACCCUGAGUGUGAGACCAAAAUGACCAAAACAGGGGGAAAAGAGCAACGCCGAAGUCCCUGUGCCCAGAGGACUUUCUUCCACCUUCUGCUGUCCUUCUUCAUGGAAAGUAAGCUCCAUGACCAUGCUACUUACUUGGUAGACAGCCUGUGGGACUGCGCAGGGUCUCAGCUGAAGAACUGGGAGAGCCUAACAAGCCUGCUGCUGGAGAAGGACCAGAACCUGGGCGACAUGCAGGAGAGCACACUGAUAGAAAUCCUUGUGUCGAGUGUCCGGCAAGCUUCAGAGGGUCACCCGCCUGUGGGGCGGGUCACUGGGAGGAAGGGCUUAACCCUGAAAGAACGGAAGAUCCAAGCCAAUGAUAAGGUGAAGCUGACCGAGCACCUCAUCCCUCUGCUCCCCCAGCUCCUAGCCAAGUUCUCAGCUGAUGCAGAGAAGGUCGCCCCCCUGCUCCAGCUCCUCAACUACUUUGACCUCAACAUUUACUGCAUCGGGCGCUUGGAGAAGCACCUGGAGCUGUUCUUGCAGCAGCUCCAGGAGGUGGUGGUAAAGCAUGCAGAGCCAACAGUGCUCGAGGCUGGUGCUCAUGCCCUCUAUCUGCUCUGUAAUCCUGAGUUCACCUUCUUCAGCCGGGUGGACUUUGCCCGCAGCCAGCUGGUGGAUCUGCUGGCUGACCGCUUCCAGCAAGAACUUGAAGAACUGCUGCAGUCAUCCUUCCUAGAUGAGGAUGAGGUGUACUGUCUGGCAGCCACUCUGAAGCGCCUCUCCGCUUUCUACAAUGCUCAUGACUUAACCCACUGGAAGCUCUACGAGCCAUGCUACCAACUCCUCCAGAGGGCUGUGGACACAGGAGAGAUUCCUCGCCAGGUGGUCCUGCCAGCCUUGAGUCUCAUCUAUGUUUCCAUUCUCUGGACACUAACCCACCUUUCUGGAUCAGGUGCUUCCCAGAAGCAGCUGUUGAGUUUGAAGGGCAGAAUGGUGGCCUUCUGCAAGCUCUGCCAGAGCUGCCUCUCAGACAUGGAUCCGGAGAUCCAGGAGCAGGCUUUUGUCUUAUUAAGUGAUCUACUUCUCAUCUUCAGCCCUCAGAUGAUUGUAGGGGGACGUGAUUUCCUUAGGCCCCUUGUCUUUUUUCCUGAAGCCACUCUCCAGUCUGAGCUAGCCAGCUUCCUCAUGGACCAUGUCUUCAUCCAGCCUGGAGAACUGGGCAGUGGUCAUUCCCAGGAGGACCACCUACAGAUAGAGCAGCUGCACCAGCGGCGCCGCCUCCUGGCUGGGUUCUGCAAGCUGUUGCUUUAUGGGGUGCUGGAGAUGGAUGCCGCCUCAGAUGUCUUCAAGCACUACAGCAGGUUCUACAGUGACUAUGGUGAUAUUAUCAAGGAAACGUUAACUAGAGCAAGGCAGAUUGACCGGAGUCAGUGUUCCCAGAUCCUGUUGCUGAGCCUCAAGCAGUUGUACACAGAACUGCUGCAGGAACAGGGGCCCGAGGGCCUGAAUGAGCUCCCGGCCUUUACUGAAAUGAGGGACCUGGCCCGGAGGUUUGCCUUGAGCUUUGGACCCCAACAGCUACAGAACCGUGACCUUGUAGUCAAGCUACACAAGGAAGGCAUCAAGUUCUCCUUGUCUGAGCCUCCUCCAGCUGGCUCCUCCAGUCAGCCCCCACAUCUAGCCUUCCUGGAGCUCCUUUCAGAAUUUUCCCCUCGACUCUUCCAUCAAGACAAGCAGCUGCUACUCUCCUACCUGGAAAAGUAUCUGCAGCAUUUCUCCCAGGCACCUGGCCAGCCCUGGGGUCCUGUCACCAUCUACUGCCACUCCCUCAGCCCUGUGGAGAGCAUGGCAGAGGCCAGCCCUAGGGGCUACCUCCGCCCCAAGAGGAGGCGCCUGGAAGGCCCCGCCAGGCAGCACAGAGAGGAUGUCUCUUCAUCCCAGGAGGAAAGCCUACAGCUGAACAGUAUCCCUGCCACCCCGCCCCUCACAUCCACGGCUGUGAAGAGCAGGCAGCCCCUGGGGGGGUUGGACAAGAUGGAAGAAGAAGGCGCCUCAGAACUGCAGUUUACCCAAGGCCAUCCCCUGUCAGGCACCCAGAGGUCAAGGUUCUCGGGCCCACAGCAUUUCUGGACUCCAUGCAACCCUCUAGGUCCUGGUUUGGGCAACCAGCUGAACCGACUCAGCCUUAUGGAAGAGGACGAAGAAGAACUAGACAUUCAGAAUGAGUUAAGUGGAGAAUGGCAGGAUAUGGACAAGGACUCUUCCCCCAGUGAGCACAGGCUGGACCUCUUAGAUUCUAGAGAGCUAAACAUCGAGGUGGAGAGAGGCUGCAGCCAUCGCCUGCCCUCUCAGCUGUCCUGGAGCUUCAGGCGUGACCCUGUGGAAGGUGGGAAAACUGAUCUCUGACAUGACUCUAUCCUCCCCUUCUCCACUCCCCACCUCAACGACAUGACCAUUUGGAAAAGGCAAACAGGACAACAAGCAAAGUAACCAUUAUGUCCAGCACCAUCCUUACCUGCUGGGUCUCUAAGGGGGAGGAAAGGGGGGCUGUGCCUUUCUACGAACCUUUCUCUGAUGAUUUGGGGUAGAGAGGUCUUAAGCCCCAUCCUCCUGAAUGUACCCCAGCUCUGCCCUUGGUGUGGAGCAGGUACCUUUCUCUUGCCCUGUUUGGGGUAAGGCAUAGCCUCAGCCUUGGAGAAGGGCCAUGUUGAAUGGAAAGAGCCCAGUCGUCUUCUUGUGUUUUUGGAACAUCUGUCCUAGCCUUUCUAGAGAAUAGCUCAAUAAAUACGUUUGAAUCGGCUGCUUCUCAGGCUGGUAGAGGUCAGGUUCUUUGGUGGUAUUUUAAGCAGCCCUGCCUGACCCAGGGUCCCAGAAUACCAUGCACUACAUCCCCCCAGGUGCUUUAUAUACUGGCUCUCAUGGCUGUGCUGCGUGGAAAUGUGAGGGCAGGCAGAGGCAUCAGGGAGACCGCCUGCCUUUGAGUAGUUUCUCUGGGGAGGCCGAGAGGGAAAGCAGUACCCUGAUGGGCUGGAGGGUGGGCUGCCCAUCUUUCCUACACUGAGCCUGGCCAGUCCACACAGCUCAGCAGCCUUUACCCAACGGUUCCUUCCAGGGGUAAUUUCAUGCUCUUAUGCCAGAGACACCUGACAUAAUUUGAAAUUUCAUGGAAUCUCAAUAUCUGAGAGUUAGAAGGAACCUUAGAAGUUGCUGUAAAUGUCCAACUCCAGAAUCCUAGCCCUUGGCAGCGCCUUUUCCUUCAUCCUUGCCUUCCCCAGCUAGCUCUUCACCAAGUCCUGUCACUCUCCAAAAUAGAUCUCUGAUCUCUCUCAUUGUCUCCUCAUCUCUCACCUAGAUUGCCACAAAAUAGCCCCCUUGAAACAUGUCUGCUCUUCUCCUGGGAGGAGCCCACACCUCUGCUCUCUGCAGCCACACACAGGAAGGCACUUGUUCCUUUCUACUUUGUUUAAGGAACCCUUCAGCCUCUCCUUUUAGAUAUGAUUUCUGUCCUCCCUGUCCUGGGCAUCUGCUGUAAUUUCAGGUUCUCACUGGCCUCCCAGCCUAUAUGCAGCCACCCAGCUAGUGUCUGUGUGGAAGGAGCCAUGACUUUGUGCCAUCAGGUCAUGCAGCCAAACCCAUUUCUCCUGCCUUUCUUUGGAAAGGUGCCUCCCAGUUCCCAGGGGGCAGCUGGCCCAUUCAGAGACCUGUAGCCUGUGUUCAGAGGGAACAGCUCAGGGAGAGGAGCUUUUUCUAUGUGAUCUGGCAACAGGGUGGGAAAACCGAGGGGAAGAUACAAAGGUCACUAAGGAUCCAGGAGGGGAAAGAUUCCUGAGUAAACAGCAACCAAGCUGAGGGUGCAUCACAAGAUGAGAAACUUGAAAGCUCUGGAAAUGUGAUAUUCAUGCAGCCGGACAGCCCAGUGGUGGAUUGAGUCCCAACCCUAAAAUCUGCACAGUUCUGCCAUGCUCCCAAAAUUCUUUGAUGCUUUUUAUCGAGAGGGCAGGUCUAGGGCCUCUCCCCUUGCAUAUGGGCUCUGCGAUUGCAUUAUUAGCAGAAUGUGGCAGGGUGAGGCUGUGCCAGUUUCUGAGCCCAGACCUUAAAGAAACAACAGCUUCCACGUCCUGUUUCUUGGGAUAUUCACACCUGUAACCCAGCCACAUGCUGUGAGACAAGGCCCCGGCGGCCCCAUGGAAAGGCCACAUGUGGGUGUCUGACCGACCGCUCUGAAUGAGGUCCCAGCCUACAUCUGGCACCAACCACCAGAUGUGAAUCAGAUGAAUCUAACACCCAGCUUUCAAGCUUUCCAGCUGAGGCCCCAGGCAUCAGGAAGCAGAGACUAUCUUUUCUGUGCCUUGUCCAAAUCCCUGGCCCACAUGACCCAUGAGCAUGAGGAAAUGGUAGUGGUAACACUGCUAUGUCGGGAGUGGUUUGCUAUGUGGCACUAGAAACUGAAACAGAACCUGUGUCCUAAGUAUGGGCUUCAACAGCUUAAAUAAA